GGGGGCUCGGUGGGGUUCCUGGAGCCGCCCGCCGCGCUCCCUCCGCCACCGCGCAAUGGUUUCUGUCAGGAUGAAUUGCCAGAGCUCGACCCAAGCACUAUUUCUGUUCCAGAUGAUCGGGCUGAACAACGAACCUGUCUCAUUUGUGGGGACCGCGCUACAGGCUUGCACUAUGGGAUCAUCUCCUGUGAGGGCUGCAAAGGGUUUUUCAAGCGGAGCAUUUGCAACAAACGGGUAUAUCGGUGCAGUCGUGACAAGAACUGUGUCAUGUCUCGAAAGCAGAGGAACAGGUGCCAGUACUGCCGCCUACUCAAAUGCCUCCAGAUGGGCAUGAACCGGAAGG
Molecule: messenger RNA, 343 nt
Organism: Galeopterus variegatus (Sunda flying lemur)
Lineage: Eukaryota; Metazoa; Chordata; Mammalia; Dermoptera; Cynocephalidae
Product: nuclear receptor subfamily 6 group A member 1-like
Exons: 3
Biological process (GO): regulation of DNA-templated transcription
Molecular function (GO): zinc ion binding; DNA-binding transcription factor activity; sequence-specific DNA binding
Source: RefSeq, a predicted model, not a curated record